This is a messenger RNA of Linum tenue, 1416 nucleotides long. The record is from the annotation of a GenBank genome assembly. Lineage: Eukaryota; Viridiplantae; Streptophyta; Magnoliopsida; Malpighiales; Linaceae.
AUGCACCCUGUCUUGCUCUCGUCCCUCUUCCGCUCUUUCCCGCUCAUCUUUCAGUUCUCAUUCUUUCAUCUCUCCGGUAGACACUGCCUCCGACUCCGCUCUCCGGCGCCCGCCCUCAUAAACCGCCGCGGAUAUCCUCUCCUCUCAGUCGUUGCGCAUCCUCCAACCCAAUUCAAUCCUAAGCCUCUCCUCACUCUACUGUUGCUUCGCUGCGCGAGCUUUGGUUGCGGUCGGGUAGCAGAUAGAAGAGCUCGUGCCUCCCUCGCCUCUCUUCCUAUGAUGUCUAGAGGGCGCGGGCGCGGGCGCGGUUCAUUUGGACGGAGCAGCUAUGGCGGGGGUAGUUUGGCAAAACAAGAGCCCUACAUCUUGUUUCCUGAAGUUAAAUUGCCUGAUCCCAAGAACGUGAAGGAAGAAAAGGGUUUAGUUGUUGUGAAUGCAAAGUUCCAAGCUUUUUGGAAAGCUUCCUGUUACUACCUAGAAGAAAAUACGGAUGCUGGUCCAAUGAGUGAGUUAGGAGCACCUCAUAUGUUUAUGCAUAGCUACGUGUUAUUGAAUGUCUUCUGUUUCUUGAAUCUAUCUCCUCCCCUCGGUGUCUUACCAGAGAGUUGGAUCAUGGAAGUAGAGAGAUUUCCUGACAGGGCAAAGCCAAAGGUCGUAUCGAAGCGAGGUUCCCUUGAUGAGUUUCUGCAGUUUGGAUCUGAUUAUUUCCCGAAGGAAUUGGUUGGAGGAAAGAAAGUUGUGAGGAGAUCGAAGAAACCGCGAUGGCAACAGGCUUUGGAUGUUUUUGAGAAUCUUGAAAAUAAAGAAGCAAAAAAGAAAGCAGAGGGGGGUCAGGAAACUAAAGAAGGUGAAGAAGAGGAAGAUGAAGAAGAAGUAGAAGCAAUUGAGGAGGAAGAAUUCAGUGAUGAUGACUAUAAUCAGCACUUUAGAGCAGAAUUUGUGACUGACCAGUCAGUCUCUACGAUAUUGCAGAACGAGUAUUUCGAUGAUGAUGAAGAUGAUUUCAACGUGGAUGCUGCCGAUGAUGGUGGUGUCUCAUUCACCGAGUGGCUUAGGGUUUCAAUGGUACAACCAUGCACCUCUUGGUCGGAUGUCUUGCGGCUCUUCUCGUCGGCGGUGGAUGAUGGAACUCUCCUGGUGCGGUGGUUGCUGUCCAUCUGCUGGAAAUUGAUUAGUCAACCUGGAAAGGGGCUGUCCACUCUCCUUUAUCAGCAGGGCCACCAUUCCAUUGGCCGUCUUGCACUCCAAUCCGGCCAAAUCACGGCGAAAACCAAAGCCGGUCUUGUUACUAGCAAUUUCAUGGAAAUAGAGAAUGAGAGAGCUCAAUUCUUGGCGCAGCAGCUGAUGAAUCCGAAUCUGGGUCUGGGUUUCUUCGUCUUGCUGUCGUUUCUCAGCAGCUCCCUCGUCAAUUCCCAA